Messenger RNA from Cyprinus carpio (common carp), 2345 nucleotides. Its product is annotated as sarcospan-like. Lineage: Eukaryota; Metazoa; Chordata; Actinopteri; Cypriniformes; Cyprinidae. Gene Ontology annotation, cellular component: sarcolemma; dystrophin-associated glycoprotein complex. The record is from RefSeq and is a predicted model, not a curated record.
UCUGCUCCAAAUGUUUUCCAUAUUAGUUCAGAGUCCUUUCUGAUUCCGAAAAGCAGGGAUCGCGUAGGGAGCGAAGCCUCCAGUGAGGAGGGAGGGGAAGGGCAGGGCAAGGGAACAGUCCAGCUAAAGAAAGCAAAAGAAACGGCAGGCGAGAAAGAAAAGGAAGGAUAAACAGACAGAGGGCGAGUGCAAGAACGUCCAGUCGGCCUCAAAGAUAGAUUAAGAAUCUCAGCACGAGGCGGGAGGAAUUAUGGGGUCGGGGACGAGUCCGAUGGGGUCGGCUGGAGGAGGCAGCGCAAACGCAAGCAAGGAGAAGAAGGGACGAGCAGAAACUGGAGGCCCAGUGCUGGAGGAAGCCCAAAAAUGUUGUGGCUGCCGCUUUCCUUUGCUGGUCGCUCUGUUACAGCUAUUGCUGGGCAUCGCAGUAGCUGCUGUGGCCUUCCUCAUGGUUGCCAUUAGCUCCUCUCUGCUGGCCAGGGAGACGCCCCAUUGGGCCGGCAUCAUUAUGAUUGUGGUGUCUCUGCUGGGAUUCAUCCUCUUCUGCAUCACCAGAGUGCCUGAUGAGAGAGCGUCGGCUCAAUUUAUUGUAAAGCUCCUGUACUUCUUCCUGUGCACGAUGGGGCUGGUCAUUUCCGCAGUGGUUAUCACCUUCCAGUGCUACCAUUAUGCCCUGACUUACAGCUACAGCUGCAAGGAAAUGGGGGAGCAUUGUAUGUGCACCCUGGACCCUGAGGAUCCCAUCGCCCGUACUUUCUCCUACAGCGGUGUGACAGACUGCAGUGCCAUCGUAAGCACUCUACCCAUGUACUACCUUCUGCAGAUGGUGCUGAACCUGGCUCAGGCUAUCGUCUGCCUGGUGGGGGCCUUCCUCAUAUGGAAGCACAGGUACCAGGUGUUUUUCGCUGGGCUACAGACAGGAUCUCCUUCUGUCCAGAGUUGGCAGAAAGUUUAGGGCACUAAGAGAUUUCUCUGGAGAAGUAAACUUGUGGAGCGUGGGAGUGUUUGUGCCUUUAGUGAAGAAACUGUUGCUGCAAUAUCUGCCCCAAUGGGAGUUUUAUGCCAUGUGACCUUUUAUCAUAGCAGCCGAAUGAGUCUGCGUUUGUAUUGCCAUAUUAUAAUAUUUUGGAAAGUUUUAUGCAACCUUUAGCAUUAUUGUAUUUUUCUACAUUGGCUGUUUGAAAAUUUUCACUUGUUGAAGUUAACUUUUUACUUUUACCACUGAGUAUUUUUAUCUAUAAAACCAGUAGGUGACGCAAAAUGAGACCUGACAUUUUAGGCAUUACAUUUUGCGUAGUCAAAAAAAAAAAAAAAACACCUUAAAAUGCAAUUAUUCACAAAUUGACUUUUUUCUGACUUCAGGUGCAUUCAUUGUUCCUGAGACAAAAUUCCUUGUUGUUCAAUUAAUGUUGGGAUUAUUAAAAUAUUUUACAAUUAUGCAAAAUAUAAUGUAUUAAAUUUGAUUUCAUAUUUUCAUUUGUAUUUUUUUAUUAUGCGAAACAGUAUAUAUUAUAUGCAUAAUUUUAAGAAAUUAAAAUAUAGUAAAAUAAAGUAAAAUAUUGGUUUCUAACUGUAAGACUUACAAAUCUGAUUUUAUUUAUAAUUUCUAGUCUAUUAAUAAGCCAUACUAAACACUCAUGAGAAUAUACACAGGAGCAACACUCUUUAACAUUUCUUAGAUGAAACAUGAUUUCUAAAAUAUAACAUAUCAGAUAAUAGAAUACAUUACUGCUUUACCUGAAGAACUGUCUAGACUAGAGCACUUAAAAUCAAAAGCACUGUGUACACAGCAGUCAGAAAUAAUAGGUGUGUGCAGUGACGAAGCUGGACGGGCUUAUGGACUGAAGUCACAGUUCAUACAGCCAGUGAACAGCAGUCAGUCAAGGACUGGGGGGAUUCGAAGGGGUACUCUGACAAACAGCAGGUCACUGCUUCCAGAUUCAUGCAAUGCAAGGGUCUUUAUGCAAGGUUAAAUUGCCUUUAACCUUUUUUUAUAUAUAUAUACAUAUAGGUCUAUUGCAUAUUUUAAAUUUGUGGCGAGGUGAAAAUUGAGCGAAUGUAAAGCCUGACAAUCAAUCCAAAAAGCUCUGUUUGUUAUCAUUAAGUCCUUGUCAAUGAAGUUUGUAAACCAAAUUAAAACAACUGAGUGAUUUGAACACUGCCAACAGGAAGAGAGCUGCCUGAGGUGUUAAAAGAGUCUGUUGCUUUAAAGAGACCUUCAGUCUGGUGUUUGGAAGAGAUGCAACAUGAUGCUUCAGCACAGGAAAAAAAAAAAACACCCAUAAAUGUAAGCUUUGUAUGACUCAUCUUUCCUUUGAGUUGAUUUCUAAUAAAAGGCAUUUACAUAA